Messenger RNA from Schizosaccharomyces japonicus yFS275, 3297 nucleotides. RefSeq names its product histone chaperone Chz1. The record is from RefSeq and is a predicted model, not a curated record. Bases 218 to 550 code for a protein of 110 amino acids. Gene Ontology annotation, cellular component: nucleus. The transcript is spliced from 3 exons. Lineage: Eukaryota; Fungi; Ascomycota; Schizosaccharomycetes; Schizosaccharomycetales; Schizosaccharomycetaceae.
UUUAUAUCUUAUUUUAUAUUUUUAUAUACAUUAAAGCCAAUUUUUAAUUUAUUUAUCAAAAACGGUUCCAUAAUUAUCAAGAAGCACACUCAAACAGAAAACCUUAUUCUCCCUUUUAUUACCUUUUCUUCCAGUACCAAUCCAUUCUGACAUACCAUGUUUUUCGUAUAGCCGCUUCAGGUUUCACCUGAACCAUUUCACCCAAAAAAUAUAUACCAUGUCUAGUCGAAGUGCAAAGUCUCAAGUUGACAAGGGAAAAGCUGUUGCUAAGAAGGAUCCCAUUCUCGAUUUCGAUGAUGACAGUGAGGACGUGGAUUUUUCCGAUGACGGUUCAGAAAACAGCUACGACGAUUCGGAUUCUAGUAUGGACGAUGAGGAAACAGGGAAUGAAAACUUGCAAGAAGAUCUUGCUGCCAUUGACCCAAGAAACAUAACUUGCAGUACGAGAACUAGACGUAAAAAGAUCGACUUUACAAAAGCCAAGGUUCCAGAAGACGAAUUGAUGGAUGAGGAUGAUGAAGAUGAUGAGGACUAUAUUCCUCCUCAAUGAAAACUGUGCAACAAUGUCGGUUUUACCAAAAAAGGAGCACUGAAGUUGCUGCUCACCGGGGUGACUUUGUAAUGCAAUGGACAUGCUCUAGUUGAUUUGCAACUCUUUGGCCGAAUUUGUUGCCGCGUAGUGAAACGACAUGCUUCCCAAGUUGUUCUGCUAUACGCUUUCGCUGAAGAACUGAACAUGUUUGCAGCAAGUAUUGUAUAAUGUAAUUGCCGUACUGGUCGGAUGCCACUGUUAUUAAUGGGAUCCGAACUUUUUGUUGUCGAGCUGUCAUUAGCUCUUCAAUAUAUGAUUCAACAAAGUUUUCCGGACCCGUGCGUAAAGCCUUUUCUAUUACCUUUGAUGCAAACUGAUGUGUACUGUAACGAAUACUGUUGCUUAACAAGAGUUUCCGUAGAUAUUCUUGUUCAACUUCGUUCCCAUGCUCAACAAUGUGCUGUAUCACCCAGUUGCCCCAUUGCCCGCAAAGGAUAGCAUCUGCUUGGAAUAGUAUUUCGGUUUUGCAAAGUGUCUGUGUGAGAUGCAGUGUUAGUACUUCUUGAUGUAAAAGGUCGACAAUGUUUUUCCAGCUUGAAUGCUUACCUCAUCUUUUGAUUCACAGUUUUCAAAAAUGUUUUGAACAACAAGACUUCCCAUCUCGCUCAUGGCAAUCUCUGCCCAUUUUCCACGAAGGAGCACGUUCAGCUGUGACAUGAUGAACGAAGUAUGUUCUGGCCAGCGCAUGUCUAACAGCUUUUGCCAUACAUGGCACGAGUUGCGUCGCAAAAUCGACGACUCUGCGUGCUGAAUGAGUUCACGAAUGACGGCUAAACGAUGAUCAGCGGACAUAAAAUCGAGUGCUCGUUGGACUACAUGACAGCCAAAUGCAUGGGCAGACAGUUCGUGAAUAUGUCUGUAGAUCACCAAUGCAAAUUCGUUCAUCUGCUCCGGCGUACAAUACUCAAAGCACUUUUGAACCAAAAAGUUGCCAAACCGAUUGACUGCAAGGCUGUAUGUGUAGGGUAAUACAGAUUGACUUAUUUGAUGGCAUGUGUUUGCAUUUUCAGACUUGAGUUUUAACUGAAGAAAAACGGAUGCAAGUUGAUCAUUUUGAAAAAUGAUUCUUUCAAUAAGUACCUAGAGCAAGUGUUAGCUACGGAUUCUAAUACGCUUUCUUGAAUUGUCUCACCUUGUCUUCGUGGCUUCCGAACUUUUCAUAAAGCUGUUUCGCCUUUGUCUUUACUCUCUGUCCGUGCGUCUUUGCUUCGUUUUGCCCUCUCCAUGGCGUCUUGUGAACUGGACUUAAAGGCCUUAAGGAGUUGGCUGCUCCUUGCGAAUGGGAUGCGGCAAUGUUGAGUUGAUUCGAGUAAUCGUGUCGAAGCAAUAAGUCCAUUGACAAGGGGGUCAUGAGUGCUGACUGAAACCCUAAACGUGACUUGUCCUUUUGUACAUCGACAUCAUCUAUUGUUGGCAAUAACGAAGAGGAAAAACCAGUUGCCAAUGCUGCAUUGUCAACAUCCAUCUUCCAUAGAGACCCAGGAGUGGUAGAAUCCAGAGCAUUUGCUUGAGAAUGUGUGCUGGAAUUCCAUGACGCGAACGGUUGGUAUGUAUAUGAACCGCUGUUGAAUCCAUUACAGGGCUGAACGCUACUCGCCGGCGGCAUCGGCUGCCCUACUCGCUCGUCAGGAUUGUUAUCUUUGAGUAUAAGGCUAUUCCUAAAAUGGUCGAUAAAGUCCUCCAGCUCAUCACUCUUCUGCUGAUGGUUCAUGUUGGGCUGAAAGCUCAUGAACAAGUUUUGCCGACCAUUCAUAGGUUCACUCCCCGAAUGUUUGAGGCGUUUUGCGUCAACAGAGACUCGGUCCUUGGAUCCAUCCAGUACAGUCAUUCCAAACAAGGGACGACCCAGUCUUGUUCGUACGUCUCAGCACGUAAAUAGCAAAACCAAAUAAACCUCUUGGACAAAAGCUUAAACAAAAAGAUACAAAAAAGCUACUGUGGUUUUGGAGGUGAUGGAAACGGUUUCUUGCACAUGAAUUUGGUCAUCCACGAGAGCGCAAUAUGUAAACAAAGACUCGAGCCGGGUGUUUCCAGUGAGCGCGAUAUAUUCGCUCAAACUGUCGCUUGCUAUGUAUGCUCUGUAUAACCCGAAAACAAUCGGGAAAGCUAGAACUGAGGCUAUAUCUUUUCGCGUGCUUUUCCGAAAUUGUAAUAAUACACAGUGAUGAUAUAUAUGGUACAUGAAUAACCCAAAGGUGUAAAAACUAAGCGAAUUCAAUUGCAGCAGUUGCAAGUUCCGUAAAGAUACGUACUUUCUCAGCUUGUUCGUUUUUUUCGCAUGUACAUAUAACAUACAAGAAUCCGUCUCGUUCAUCUCCAAUCUUUCAAAACCAUGAAAGUUGAGCCCAUUCAGAUGCACAACGCGGCCUCUAUUCACUCAUCUAAAUCAUUUCAUACCACGUCCCUCCAUCGUUUCUCUAGCAUAUGGUCGAUUCUCAACUUUUUAUUCCACACAGUCAAAUCCUGCAAGAAACCAUGGAAAUCAAUAGUAAACUACUCUACUAGUUCACAAACAAAGUUCUAAUGUUAUUUUAUAUAAUAAAAACGUCAAUUAAGGUGGUAUCUUAAGAAGUGUAGACAUCCUCCCGGACCCAGGCAAACAUGCCCUCUACCAACCACUUAAUAAAUCAACGAAAACAGGAUAUACAGCUGUCGGAUUAAAUGAAAAGGUGAUACAUUAAAAAAGACACGAUAGUAUUAAAAUU